This is a messenger RNA of Cucumis melo (muskmelon), 868 nucleotides long. RefSeq lists its product as uncharacterized. NCBI's taxonomy places the organism in Eukaryota, Viridiplantae, Streptophyta, Magnoliopsida, Cucurbitales, Cucurbitaceae. Gene Ontology annotation, cellular component: cytoplasm; nucleus. Bases 80 to 577 code for a protein of 165 amino acids. The record is from RefSeq and is a predicted model, not a curated record. The transcript has 5 exons.
GUUGUUUGUCUUUGAUUCGGAAUGAAUAAGCGUUUGCGUAGGAAAAAUAUCAUUAAGACUGCUUUUUGUAUUACGCGGCAUGUCGAUAAGCACAAAACUCACAGACAAACUAGAGGAGUCAGCAGGCCAGCAGCUACCACCCUCCAUUCGCUUCAAUCCAUCACCUCCGACGAUGUGGGACGAUUGCCACGCUGGGUUGCCGGAAUCCUUCCCGCCACAGUACGAUCAAGAAUCCUUUACUAAUUUUGAUCUCUUCACUGCCGCUACUAAAUUUAAGGAUUAUUACAAGACUUUGGAGGUGGAUUAUGAUGCAACUGAUGAUGAUAUUCGAGCCAAUUACAUAAGGCUGGCACUGAAAUGGCAUCCUGAUAAGCAAAAAAAUCAGGAUGUUGCCACUUCCAGAUUUCAGGAAAUAAACGAGGCUUAUCAAGUUUUGAGUGAUCCCAUCAAGAGGAGAGAAUACGACAACAAAGGCAUGUUGUACAAAUAUGAUUACACCGUAGUUGAAUAUCUCAACCGUUUCAAGGGCCUUAUAUUGACUUGCAAUGGCCUUGGAAUUAAACAUCCAAUUUGGUAGAAACAAAAAACACCAUUCUUCCUAAACUACCACUCUUGGGAACACACCAAUCUGCUGACAUGACAACUCGAGUACGUGUGCAGAUGUCCGAGCCAAUGCUUUUGACUUUCUACUGCACCCCCACAUUUUCUUUUGUUAUGAUCUUUGUAUAAAUACCAAAACAAAAAUCCUCACAUAUUUGUAAUCAAUACUCUUCUCUGACCAUACUUCCUAAGUUCAUAAUAUGUUUAUACUGUAGGCUCUGAAUUCUCUAUGAGACCGAAAAGGAAUGCUAUUUAUUUACUUCAUUAA